AUGCCUGAUUUCGACCCCUCUCGACGGCCCUCUCAGGCCGAGAACCAGACGAUUCUUAAGUCCGAGAUACCAUUGAAGGAGCGAUUUUUCCGCUAUUUUCAGCAUGAGAUCACCGCCCUCCAGGAACAGAUGGAUCGGUUGGCAGAUACAUCCCUGAUAGGGGGAGAGCGGACGGAUGCAACCGAUCACUGUCUGGCCGGUAUUGCGCGCUUGUCCAACGAAGUCAAAGAUGCGGCUAGCUACAUUCCCACCUACGAUCAGCGGAUAUACGCAGAAGCUAUCAAAGCGCUGCAGGACAAACUAGUCGAAACCCGGGCUGCUGUGGAACCGCGCCCCAAGUUCAGUUUCAAGACUAAGAAGAAUGCCUCGGCCAUCUCUCUCUCCGAUGCGGCACAAAUGGCUGCGCAGGUACGCAGUAUCCCCGGAUUCGCCUCGCCCGGCUCGUCCUCCGUGGGCUCCUCCGCCGCUCAAACCCCGAUGUAUCCGUCGACUCCGCUCAAUGAGCCCGAUAACCGGCUGCACCUUCUGCAACGGCCGGAGAUUGCCCCCACAUCGAUUCCAGCUAUCCCGGUCGACGAGGGAGCGGAUGAUAAACUCAAGCCGCCGGAACAGCCCCAUGGCUUUGCAGCCACCGCUAUUACCUCCGUGUCCGUGAAUAACCAUCACAACCUCCACAUCAUGCUGCCAUCCUCGGGGUCUACAGCCAACGUACCCGCAUCUAUUACCUCGCUGCGCCACUGCGUGGUCGACAUGUCAAUACCGACUGUCAACGGCAAGCCCUACGCUAGUCUCACCGCGAAGAACGUGAAGGAGAGCCUACUAGUCUGCGGACAGAUCAAUGGCCCCGCUCACAUCACCGACGUGGAGCAUAGUAUUGUCGUGGUGGAUUGUCGCCAGUUCCGUAUGCAUAACUGCUCCAACGUGGACGUCUACCUGAGUGCGUCCAGCAAUCCUAUCAUUGAAGACUGCACCAAUAUUCGAUUUGGUCGCAUACCCCGCAUCUAUACAUUGAACCACGAUCGGCCUGACGACGAAGACCGCUGGAGCGAGGUCGAAGACUUCAAAUGGAUCAAGCCCGAGCCAAGCCCGAAUUGGAGUCUGCUCGAUCCCGAGGAUGCGGUUCCCGAAGAGGUUUGGGCGGAGAUUGUGCCCGGAGGCCCCGGCUGGUCUUUGGAUGAUAUUCUACGUGCCAUAAACAUCUCCAAGGUCUAAGUCGUUGUAUUGUUCAGUGGGCGUGGAUCGUCAAAGAAAUGGGAGCGUGAGGCGUCGGGGAAUUUUACGGAAAGUUCUUUUCGUUCGUAUCUCACAUUUGGCUUUAAUGCAUGAACUGUUUUCCAUGGAAAGGUUGAUACAUACAAGGGAAGAAACUUGGCGCCUUGGACAAGCACUGCGCUUCGAGAAUAACGACGGUGGGUUGUGCCUCAUUUGUCAUUUGGUGUGGUGAUCCGCAUGGUUGCUUGCUCGCUUUGCUGCUUCUGCUGCUGGCUUUUUUU
This is a messenger RNA of Aspergillus aculeatus ATCC 16872, 1493 nucleotides long. Its product is annotated as putative tubulin-specific chaperone c. Gene Ontology annotation, cellular component: cytoplasm. The transcript is spliced from 4 exons. The record is from RefSeq and is a predicted model, not a curated record. The coding region runs from base 1 to 1212 and encodes 403 amino acids. Gene Ontology annotation, biological process: tubulin complex assembly; post-chaperonin tubulin folding pathway. NCBI's taxonomy places the organism in Eukaryota, Fungi, Ascomycota, Eurotiomycetes, Eurotiales, Aspergillaceae.